This is a messenger RNA of Acanthosepion pharaonis, 2019 nucleotides long. NCBI's taxonomy places the organism in Eukaryota, Metazoa, Mollusca, Cephalopoda, Sepiida, Sepiidae. The record is from the annotation of a GenBank genome assembly.
AUGGUAGUUGAAACUGCCACUCAACACUAUCUAUCUAUCUAUCUAUCUAUCUAUCUGAGUCUGUUCAUUAUCUAUCUAUCUAUCUAUCUAUCUAUCUAUCUAUCUAUCUAUCAAUAUGUACCUAUCUAUUUUGUUCCUAUCUAUCUAUCUCAAUAUGUUCAUAUCUAUCUAUCUAUCUAUCUAUCUAUCUAUCUAUCUAUCUAUCUAUCUAUCUAUCUAUCUAUUACAGUCUUUAACUAUCUAUCUGUAAAAAAAAACAGAACUCAAAUUAUCUAUCUAUCUAUCUAUCUAUCUAUUCUUAUUUGUUCAUCUAUAUCUAUCUAUCUGUUCUUGUUUGUUCAUAUCUAUCUAUCUAUCUAUCUAUCUAUCUAUCUCUCUCUCUCUCUCUCUCUCUAUAUAUAUAUAUAUAUAUAUAUAUAUAUAUAUAUAUAUAUAUUCUUGUUUGUUCAUAUCUAUCUAUCUAUCUAUCCUUGUUUGUUAUCUAUCUCUCUAUCAGUUCUAUUCUAUAUAUCCAUCUGUCUAAUUUAUCUCUCUGUCUGUCCGUUUCUAUGUAUUCUAUCUAUCUAUCUCACUAUCUAUCCUUGUCUGUUCAUAUCUAUCUAUCUAUCUAUCUAUCUAUCUAUCUAUCUUAUUCUAUUCUAUAUAUCCUCUAUUAAUCUCUCUCUCUCUCUCUUUCUCUCUCUCUCUCUCUCUCUCUCUCUCUCUCUUCUCUCAUCUUUUCUAUUUUUUGUGUCGAUGCUCUCACUAAUUAGUGCCAUUCCUUUGGAUAUGGCAAAAGACAAAAAAGGAGACGAGAAGGCGAUGUUGCUCAACACAGAUAGGACCAGCCAUGUUGAAAAAAGGGCAAAAGAAGUUUUGAUGUUUGGAAACCAACAAAAUUCUCCUCGGAUUAAAAAAUCAGAUCCUGAAAAAGAACUUGUGUCCACUUCUGAUAAAAGUGCUUCGAGUGAGGGCCAAACAGAAGAGGACCUUUCCGAAAAACCCUCUGCUGCUUCAGAGGAGGACAGAAGUUCAGAACUACUAAAUGUCGGCCAGAUUCUUGAAAAAGGAGAACCCGAUCAACACGACAGCGACAGCGACAGUGACAGCGAUAGCGACAGUGACAAUACUCGCAUCAGCGACGUUGUGGAGACGAGUGAAGAAAAUAAAUCUGGAAGCAGCGAUGCUGAUAGCAGCUUGGGGGACGACAAAAGCCAACUCUUCGCUGUCCAGAGUAUCCCUGUUUCACUCGCAGUCGACGAUAGUGACAAGACGCUUGCCGAGUUAAACAAAGUUUCUUUGGAUAAGCAGAUGCCUUUAUUGGUAAAUCAGGCUGAAGGACAAUCUGAGAAAGAACUACCAGAAUUAGGAGAGCAUCUCGAAACGGAGAAACCUGCUGACUACGAUGAGCUCUUGAGGGAAUAUGAAGACGAAAAUGCAGCUGACUUUAAAAGACAACAAGCCUUCCAAUCUACACCUUUUUUGAACUACAUUUACCGAAGACGAAGACAAAUGGAAGAUCGACCCCAAAGAACAAAACGUGACCUCUUAUUGCCAGAAGACGCAGAACAAUAUUUGAAAGGUGAAAUUCCCGAAAAAUUAGUUACACUUGAAUCCUGGCCAAACGCAUACAGCGAAAGUGAGCUGUUGGAAAAAGAAGCCCCCUACGAAAUUGUGAGCAAUCCGUUCGAGGAUAAUGCCGGUUACGGAUAUCAGAAACGAUCCGACGUGAGCGACGCUCUGGAGGACGGGGAAAGCGCAUCAGACGACAGUGAAGACGUUCCUUACGAGGAAGUGGUCCUGGAUGGUCGGCCAGGAUAUUUCAUUCCAGCCAAACGAGAUUUCUUCCCUUAUUCAGAAGAACCGAUUAUGCACAUCUCUUGCAGUUGGCACGUGCCCUUGCUGUUCAGCGCGAUGAGAAAGGCAUCUUCAAUGAACAAGAAAACCUUCCUCAGGAAUAAAGUUGCAUCUGCCUGCACGCAAUGGAUGGAAGAUGAACUAUUUGUCCCAACAAGAGAAAUCAUCUUGAAAUAUGUGUAA